Messenger RNA from Lachancea meyersii CBS 8951, 1212 nucleotides. The record is from the annotation of a GenBank genome assembly. Lineage: Eukaryota; Fungi; Ascomycota; Saccharomycetes; Saccharomycetales; Saccharomycetaceae.
AUGUUUGUUCGUAACGCUUUGAGUGGUAAUGUAACAAGAACGGUGCUUUCAAGAGGUCUACACGGCGGGCAAUCACUAUUCAAAGCGCAAGUGUUCGCGAUGCCCGCCAUGUCCCCUACAAUGGAAAAAGGAGGAAUUGUAGAGUGGAAGUUCAAGGUAGGCGAAAGCUUCUCAGCUGGUGACGUUCUGCUAGAGGUGGAGACGGACAAAUCCCAGAUCGACGUGGAGGCGCAGGAUGAUGGGAAAAUUGCCAAAAUUAUGGUUGACAACGGAGCCAAGGAUGUGAACGUGGGAGAACCUAUUGCGUACUUGGCAGAACCCGAUGACGAUCUAGUCACACUGGAACUCCCAACAAAAAGCGCAUCGGGGGAAGAAAAUCCCAAAAAUUCUAGCAAAUCAUCGCAGAAAGAUACUUCUAAAUCCUCACCUGAGAAGAAAUCAAGCGAGCCCAUCGCCAAGAGUGGAACAUCAUCGUUUGGGAAAGCCAACGCUUCUCAACUUUUGCUUCCCUCCGUGCAGAUGCUGCUCCACGAAAAUGGAGUAUCUACCGAGGACGCUCUAAGCAGCAUCAAGGCCUCGGGUCCCAAGGGCAGAAUCCUCAAGGGAGACGUACUGUCGUAUCUGGGCAAAAUCUCCCACGACUCUGUUACAAAACUUACGAAUUACAUCCAAAAGUUCGAAAAACUGGACUUGUCUAAUAUAGAAUUAAAGGUACCAGAGCCGCAGAAAAAGUUGGCCGAAACUACACCUGCCAAGCCUCAGCCCGUCGUGCUAUCGGAGCAAAUUCAUUUGAAAUUGGCACCAAACGUCACUGCUGAGCAGCUCGCGCGUUCCGUGAGAUCCUAUAUCAACGAGGCCAAAUACUUGUCUCACGAGCAACCUGUGGCCAAUAUGUUUUCGGACCACUACGAUGCCUUGUUCGAAGAAUUGAUCACACCUGAGCCAACCCAACCAAGAUUUCAAGUUGCUUACGAUCUUGUUCCACUAACCACGGGUGAUGUCGCCGUUCAGCAGCAAGAAGAUAUUUUCGACCUUCUAGCGGGGCCCUCUGGUAGAGCAAAUGCCGUCAAAACGGAUUCUGAGAUUCCUACAAGUAACGAGUUUUCGAUAAUCUUGGACGUCAAGGUCAGUGAUAAAUUCGACGACGCCAAGGCCAAGGCUGAGAGGUUUGUUGAAUACGUAAAGGAUUUAGAAAUCUCGGUAGAUAAUUAG